CAGAUAUGGGUCACAUGCAGUGAGAUUCCAGAUGCCUUGGAGAGUUUUCCUAAAACUGGGACAUCAGGUUGCCAGAAAUUCCAGGCUUCUGUUGCUCCUUCAUACCUGCAUUGAUGAGUCAGUGAUAUCAUCAAGAAGGCAGGAGACUGGAGAGUCCUCUGGCUGUCCUAACUGGAGCCACCGGGAUCUGCGGGACACAGCUGCCUCCUGCCUGAGUGUGCGAGUCUCCGGGGCCAGGUUCAGGAUGGACUGUGAGCUUUCAGCAGCCCUGCCGGAAACAACAGGUUUGUCUCCUGUCAUGCCUGACACGCCGGUGGAGGAGUCCCUCUUCAACAUCAUCCACUGCUACCACCAGUAUGCAGCCCGGGAAGGGGACGUGGAGACCCUGUCCCUGGAGGAGCUGAAGGCUCUGCUCAUGGACAAUGUGCCCCGCUUCAUGGAGACCCUGGGCCGGAAGGAGCCAUACUACAUUGCAGAGUUGUUCCGGGCAGCAGACAAGAACAAAGACAACCAGAUCUGCUUCGAUGAGUUCCUCUACAUCCUGGGCAAGCUGGUGAAGGACUAUCACCUGCGGUACCACCGGCAGUUGUGUGCCCGUUACUCUGCCCAGCACAGCCUCUACUAGAGGGAGGGCAGGUGGAGCCUGUACCCACCCAGGAGAGGAGCCAAGCAGAGGACUCUGCUGCUCGUCAGUGUGUGUGCAUAUAACCGAACAAACUCGCACAUGUAUUUCCGAGCAUUAUUUGGCACACGGUUCUGGGUAGUGUAGUAGUCAGCCCAGAAGUGGUCUCCACCCUGGAGAAUGUCCAUUUCCAGGGAGACCCAGUCUGGCCUUCGGCUUUCCCUCUGUGAGGAGGGGGAGGCUCUCGUCUAAGGCAGGUGACCCUCUGACAAGGAAGCCAGGCCUCACCAGGGCUCACUGGCCGGCUGCACUGGACAUGGACCCAGAUUUCAAAGGUGUCCUGGUUUGGUGAGCCUCAGUGAGCCUCGGUGAGCUUGUAUUGCAAGGGGGACUAGUCUGGGCCUGAAAAGCGGGGAGAAUGCAUUUCCAAAGGAGGAAACAGCAGUGGGGACCGUGGAGUAUGUCCAGGAGCAAUAAAAGCUUUGCUUGGAAAUCAGUGUCCGAGGAAAAUAUAUGGACUCAGUGGGAACGGGUGGGCAGGACCAGACUGGAAGUCCUCGAAAGCUGAGCGGUAGGAUUUAGAUAAUGGGACCCUGAGCAGUUGUGCAAGGAGGGGGCAGUGACAGUGUGACCAGCCUUGCGCUUUGGGAAACCAUCUGGGGGCAGAGGGAAUGGGCCCAUUAGUGCAGCCUGAGCCCGGGGCGGGGAAGUGAGAACAUCAACACCUCAGACCCCAGCUGCAGACCCAGCGAGAAGGAUGCAGAGGAGGUGGAGUCUCGGGUGUUAGCGACUGAGGGAAAGAUGGUGUGGGUAACCAGCAUCACAGGCGUUGGGCAGGGAGCCACCGUGCGAGGGGACACUGAGCGCCAGGUGUUGUGCGUGCUGAGUCAGAGAAGGGGACAAGACCAGAGGGGAUGAUCCAGGCUGGAGAACUGUCAACACCUGUCAUGGGAUAGCGAUGAGCAAAGCCGGGAGGCUGUCAACAAGGAAGGCUUCCCGGAGGAGGGAAGUGGCGGCUCUGGUUUUCACUAA
This is a messenger RNA of Heterocephalus glaber (naked mole-rat), 1654 nucleotides long. RefSeq names its product protein S100-A15A. Gene Ontology annotation, cellular component: extracellular exosome; cytoplasm. Gene Ontology annotation, biological process: endothelial cell migration. NCBI's taxonomy places the organism in Eukaryota, Metazoa, Chordata, Mammalia, Rodentia, Bathyergidae. Gene Ontology annotation, molecular function: transition metal ion binding; calcium-dependent protein binding; calcium ion binding. The record is from RefSeq and is a predicted model, not a curated record.